AUGUUGGAUUUUGAAUAUACACCAUAUGGUGGUGGUGGUUCGGCUCCAUCAACAAUGAAUCAACAAGAAAUGGAUCAUUACUAUGGAGGAUCGUAUGGUGGUGGAGUUUCAAGUAUUAGUCGACGUGAAAUUAUUGAACAUUUUGCAGAAUUUCGUCGAGCUAUUCAUGAAGGACCUGUUUCACUUGUUCAACAUUAUUAUAAUACAAAUUAUGCAACAAUGAUGCAAAAUUAUAGUACAGAAUGGCCAUCAGCUGAAGCAUUGAAAGAACAUGUUGGAGAUGAUCCAUUAUUUCUUACUUUAUACAAAGAAAUGUACUUUCGACAUAUUUAUGCAUCAAAACCGGGUGGUGUUUCAUUAGAAGAACGACAAGAAUCUUAUAUGAAUUAUAUUGAUCUAUUUAAUUUGGUUUUAGCAAAAGAACAACCAUUAAAAAUCGAAUUACCUGAUCAAUGGUUAUGGGAUAUAAUCGAAGAAUUUAUUUAUCAAUUUCAAUCAUUUUGUAAUUUUCGUACAAAAUUAGCUAAACGUACAGAUGAUGAUAUUGAGCAAUUAAAACGCAAUAUUAAAAUUUGGAAUGUUCAUGCUGUACUUAAUGUUAUGCAUAGUCUUGUUGAUAAAUCACGAAUUGUUGAACAAUUAGAAGCAGCAAGAAAAGGAGAAACAUUCAAUGCUGGCAGUGAUUUAUUUUGUCAAACAAAUCUUUAUAAAAUGUUUGGAUAUUUUAGUUUAAUUGGUUUAUUAAAAUUACAUACAUUAACAAGUGAUUAUUAUAUGGCAUUAAAAACAAUUGAAUGUAUUGAUUUAGAUGUUACAAAACAAAAUGAUUUUUGUCAAGUAUUUCAUUGUAUUGUAGCAACAAAUUAUCAUGCUGGUUUUUGUUAUACAAUGAUGAGAAAUUAUGAAGAUGCUAUAAGUGUUUUUGUUGAUACAUUACUUUAUAUUCAACGUAGUAAACCAAUUAUAGUUGCUCAAACAUUUCAAAAUGAUGCAGUUAAUAAAACAGCUGAUCAAAUGAUGACAUUACUUGCUAUUUGUUUGACAUUAAAUCCUAUGCGUAUUGAUGAAACAAUUUAUUUACAUUUACGAGAAAAAUUUCUUGAUAAAUUACCUAAACCAUUACUUUGGGUUGGACCUGAUGGAAAAUUACCAUUUCGAGAUAGUUUUGCAUAUGCUUGUCCGAAAUUUAUUAGUCCAGCACCAACAAUUUUCGAACAACGCAAUGAUUCACAAUGGGCUGAACCAUUUAAUAGACAAAUAGAAGUCUUUACGGAAGAACUUCAAGAACAAGCAUACAUUCCUGAUGUUCGAAGUUAUUUAAAAUUAUAUACAACAAUGAAUAUCGAUAAAUUAGCAACAUUUAUGGAAAAAACACCUCAAGAAGUUAAACCAUUAUUAUUAACAUUUAAACAUAAAUUAAGUGGUAAUGAUGCAACACAAAAAACGGAAGAAGAUUUUCAAUCAUCAGCUGAUAUUGAUUUUUAUAUAGAUAAAGAGAUCAUCUAUAUUGCUGAUACAAAAAUAACACGACGUUAUAGUGAUUAUCUUGUCAAACAAAUUCUUAAAUAUGAAGAAUUUAAAUACAUUUCAUCAGAAUGUAUUUGGUAUGAAGGUAUACGUGAUGGUUUUAAUCAAGUCUAUCGAAAUGGUAAACCAAAACCAUUACCAUUAGGAGAUAUUAGUCUUUUAAAUGAAAUAUGUCCACAUAUUCCAACAACUGAAGGUGUUUCACCUCUUUUAUGUUGUGAUCGAAAACAAUUAGCUGAAAUACAAAAAUUUAAAUAUAUUCUUGAUAAUUUAAUUGGUCGAUGUCCAUCAUGUUAUUUUAAUUUUUUACGUAUUUUUUGUGAAAUGUCUUGUAAUUCAGAACAUAGUCAAUUUAUAUGGCCAUUAGAAUUGUCUAAUAUAACUCGACCUACUGAAGAAGUUUCUGUUAAAGAAAAUGAUGAUGUUGGAAUAAGAAAUGAUUGGGCUCUAGAUGAUUAUGUUGAUCCUGAAGAAGCAGUAGAUGCAGAUGCAGUUACAUCAAAAAGUGUUACAAAACCUGUUGAAAAAGUUGAAGUUAUUACUAAAAUACGAUAUUUUAUAUCAGAAAAACAAGCAAAUGAUUUUAUAAAUUCAUGUUGGAGUGUUCGUAUUAAUUUUCAAUAUGCUGUCGAUGUUUUAUGUGGUUCAUUAAAUCGUGCAUGUGAUGUUAAAAAAUUAUUUCAAUAUAUUGGUUUAAAAAAUGCUCAAGCACCAAUUAAAAUUGAAUUUGUUUUUGUUAAUGGUACAUAUUAUGAUCCUGAAAUAAAACGUAAAUUUAAACCAUCAAAAGCAAAAAUGUUUGCUUGUGAUGAACCAGUUGUAUUACCAUAUUUAUCAAGAGAAAAAUGUACUUGUAUGGAUUGUAAUGCAAUGUGUCCAAAAGUAAAUCAUACAAAAAAAGAUAUUUCUAUUCCUAAAAAUAGUACAAUAAUACAAAGAUUUAAAUUAAAAAUUUAUCAACUUCAUAUUGUAACAAUUAUUGCUAUUGGAGUUUAUAUUAUAUUUGUUAUUUUAUUUAUUUUUUCAUGUUUACUUAUAUGUAUAUGGAAUAUAAAAAGUAAUAAAAAAAAUUAUCUUGCUGAAAAUAUGCGAAAUGAUCAACUAGAUGGAAUUGAAUGUGAAACAAAAAAUCUCAAUGAAGUUCAAAAUAAAGAUGAAUCUGAUUCUGAAUCAUCAUUUACUGAAAAACCAAGUGGUUUCUUAGAUCGAAUAGGAAUAACAAUUGAUGAUGGUUUACAUCGUAUAUUUACUGCUAUUGGUCUAUUUUGUGCUUACAAUCCAAGAUAUACAAUUAUACCUGUAGUAACAAUAAUAUUUGUUUUAUGUUUUGGUAGUCGUUAUUAUACAGUAACAACAGAUCCAGUUGAUCUUUGGGUAGCAUCAAAUUCUCGAGCACGUCAAGAAAAAGCAUAUUUUGAUGAAAAAUUUGGACCUUUUUAUCGUAUUGCACAUUUAAUACUUGUACCAAAAAUUAAUAAAACUAUUAGUCUUCUAUAUAAAACUCCAUUAGAAGCUGAAGAAAAAUAUACAUUUGGACCUGUAUUUGAACGAAAUUUUCUUCUUGAUGCAUUACGUUUACAAUUAUUUGUUGAAAAUUUUAAUGUAACAACUGAAUCUGGUAAAAUAAUUUAUUUAAAUGAUACGUGUUAUAAACCACUUGAACCCGAUAAUAAUAAUUGUGCUAUAUUAUCAUUAUUUCAAUAUCAUCAAAAUAAUUUAACAUUUCUAUUAAAAGAACGUUUAUAUCCAUCACAAUAUCUUGAAUGUAUUCAAGCACCAUUAACACAACAAACAAAAUCAUUUCAUCGUACAUGUAUGGGUAAAUAUGGUGGUCCUAUUGAUCCUUAUAUGGUACUUGGUGCAUUUCCAUCACAUGAUGGUGUACCAGAUUAUGCUAAAGCUCAAGCACUUAUUAUAACAAUAACAAUAAAUAAUCAACGUAAAAAUGAAGAAAGUGUUAAUGAAAAACUUGAAAAUACACUUUUAUGGGAAAAACAUUUUUUAGAAUAUAUGAAAACAUAUCGUUCAGAAUGGUUUAAUGUUAAAUAUCGUGCUGAAAGAUCAAUUGAAGAUGAAAUUGAACGUGAAUCAAAAUCAGAUAUUAAAACAGUACUUAUAUCAUAUUUAAUUAUGUUUCUUUAUAUUGCUAUUGCAUUAGGUCGAAUAAGAAAUAUUCGACAUCUUUUUGUUGAUAUGAAAGUUUCAUUAGGUAUUGCUGGUGUUGCACUUGUUACUCUUAGUGUAUGGUCUAGUGUUGGUAUUUUUUCAUAUAUGAAAAUUCCAACAACAUUAAUUAUAUUUGAAGUUAUACCAUUUCUUGUAUUAGCUGUUGGUGUUGAUAAUAUAUUUAUAUUAACUCAAUCAAUUCAACGUGAUCGUCUUUUACCCGAUGAAGAUGUUGAAAGUCAAAUAGGUCGUAUUGUUGGUCGUGUAGGUCCAGCUAUGUUAUUAACAUCUGUAUCUGAAAGUAUUGCAUUUUUUCUUGGUGCAUUAACACCAAUGCCAGCUGUACGUUUAUUCAGUUUAUAUGCAGCUGUAUCUGUUUUAAUUGAUUUUUUUCUUCAAAUAACAAUAUUUGUUACAUUUAUAACACUUGAUCAUAAACGAACAAUUGAAAAUCGUAUUGAUGUAUUUUGUUGUUUACAACUUCCACGUAAAAAACCAGAUAAUAAAUCUCGUGGUUUUAGUUUACCACAAGUCAGUUGGUUUACACCUAAAAUUAGUAAAAAAAAACCUUCUACACCAACAUCUCCGAAUCCAUUACCAACACCAUUAGCAUCAAUAAAAUCUAAUGAAUCAAAUAAAAAUGUUUUUCCUCAAUCAUCAAAAAUAGAACCAUGUGAAGAACAUCUAAUGGAAAUGGAUGGAUUUUUAUUUGGUUUAUUUAAACGUUAUUAUGCACCAUUUAUAAUGAAUCGUUAUGUACGACCAACAGUUAUAUUUUUAUUUUUUACAUGGUUAGCAAUGAGUAUUGCUUUAUUACCAUAUGUUAAAGUUGGUUUAGAACAAGAUAUAACAAUGCCAAAAGAUUCAUAUAUGAUUGAUUAUUUUUCAGCAUUAAGAGAAUAUUUUGCUGUUGGACCACCUGUCUAUUUCGUUAUUAAACAAGGUAUUAAUUAUGCUGAUGUAAAUGCAAGUACUCUAAUAUGUUCAAGUGCUGGUUGUUCACCUCAAUCAAUGGGAAAUCAAUUAGGUAUUGCAUCGUUACGUCCAUUUGAAACACGUAUAGCUCAAAUAGGUACAACAUGGCUUGAUGAUUAUUAUGAUUGGUUACGUCAUCGUGGUGCAACACCAUGUUGUCGUUUAUAUGAAACGACAGGAGAUUUUUGUUCCACCAAUGCACCAUCAAAUGCAAAUUGUCAUCUUUGCACGCGUAGUACAACACGUGAAAGUUUAACACAAGAUGAAUUUAGAAUGUUUUUACCAUAUUUUUUAAAAGAUAAUCCAAAUUAUAAAUGUGCUAAAGGUGGUCAUGCAGCACAUGGUAGUAGUGUAACAUUAUCAGCUGAAGAUAAAAGUGUAGAAACAAGUUUAAUUAUGGGUUAUCAUAGUCUUUUAAUAAGUUCAGGUGAUUUUAUAGAAGCGAUGCAACAAGCAUAUAUUUUAACAGAUAAUAUAACACGAACAUUAAAAGCAGCUGGUUAUGAUGUGGAAGUUUUUCCAUACAGUAUAUUUUAUGUAUUUUAUGAACAAUAUUUAACUAUUUGGCAUGAUGCACUGAUGAAUUUAUCAAUAUCAGCAGGAGCUAUUUUUGUUGCUACAUUUAUUUUACUUGGUCUUGAUAUUAUGUCAGCAUUUAUAAUAACAUUAACUAUUUCUAUGAUAACUUGUGAUAUGAUAGCUAUGAUGUAUAUAUGGAAUAUUGAAAUGAAUGCUAUUUCACUUGUCAAUCUUGUUAUGUCAGUUGGCAUAUCACUUGAAUUUUGUGCACAUAUAUGUCGUGAUUUUAUAUUAUCAGCUAAAACUUCACGUUUAAAACGAGCUGAAAAAGCACUUGCUUAUAUGGGCAGUUCAGUUUUUAGUGGUAUAACAUUAACAAAAAUUGGUGGCAUUGUUGUACUUGGCUUUUCACAUUCUCAACUUUUUCAUAUAUUUUAUUUUCGAAUGUUCAUUUGCAUUGUUUCAUUUGGUGCUGCUCAUGGCUUAAUAUUUUUGCCUGUUUUACUCAGCUAUAUUGGUCCGAGUCCUAAUCAUAUACGUAGAACUCGUAUACAUCGUUUAAAAUCAAUUAGAAAAUCACUUCGAUUACAAACGACAUCAAUUGAAAUGUCCUAA
Rotaria sp. Silwood1 is the source of this 5802-nucleotide messenger RNA. The record is from the annotation of a GenBank genome assembly. NCBI's taxonomy places the organism in Eukaryota, Metazoa, Rotifera, Eurotatoria, Philodinida, Philodinidae.